ACUGGCUCCUCCCCUCCUAGCCACAUAUCUACUGUACCACCACAUCCAGCCAGGGACCUUGGUGUGCAAAAUAGCUGAAAGCCGCCCUUAGGAUGAGAGCCAGGCAGCUGGUGUGUGGAAUUUGGAGUCUGUGCUUCAUGUUCUGCCUUUUCUGCAUCUUUCUUCACCAAACCACGGCAAAAAGAAAACUCAAGUUUGUGUCCGUAGUAUUUCGCCACGGUGAUCAUACCCCACAGGAGUUUUUUCCAACUGACAAGCACAAAGAAGUUGCAAAGCACCAGGGAUAUGGACAGCUUACCAAGCUUGGCACACAGCAACAGUAUGAGCUUGGCCAGUACAUGCGGAGGAGAUACUCUUAUUUCCUGAGUGUUGCAUACAAGCAGUGUGAGAUUUAUAUCCGAAGCACUGACUAUGAUCACACGCUUAUGAGUGCUCAGGCAAGUCUUGCUGGGCUGUACCCACCAACACAGGGCCAGCUUUGGAACCCCAGAAUUCUUUGGCAACCAGUUCCAGUCCACACGGUACCACUACCACAUGAUAAUUUGCUAUACUUACCUUUCUCACACUGCCCAAAAUACAAUGAGCUUCUGAAAGAAACCUUUGCAACAAGGGAUUUCCAAAGGCAACUCAAGAAGUACAGGCCAUUUCUGAAGUUUUUAGCCACUCAUACAGGAUACGCACUGAAGAAGUUGAACACUGAAAGAAUUUUGAAGCUCUCUGACACUUUACAAUAUGAGGAUAUUAACAAUUACAGUUUACCUGUUUGGGCUACUCAUGGUGUCAGGACCAAGCUGAUAAAGCUUUCAGAAUUGUUAUUGCAGGCGGAAUUCGGGUUCCACAAACAAAUACAAAAAUCACGUUUGCAGGGAGGUAUUCUUUUAAAAACUAUUCUGAAGCAUAUCUCAGAUGCUAGAAAGCCUUCACACCAGCAAAAAAUGGUUAUGUAUUCUGCGCAUGCAGCCACCAUUGUUGCCUUACAGAUGGCUCUCAAUGUCUUCAAUGGGAAAUUGCCUCCUUACAGUGCCUGUCAUUUUUUUGAACUUUACCAGGAAAAAAAUGGGCAAUAUACUAUUGAAAUGUACUAUCGGAAUAAUUCUUUGAGAGAUCCUCACCCCCUCACUCUCCCUGGCUGCAAGUUUCGCUGUCCACUGGAGAGAUUUACUCACUUGGUCUCCCCAGUCCUAGUACAGCAAUGGACAAGAGAAUGUAGGACAUAAAAAGAGGUGCUCCCUCCAUGAUCUUCAGUGUGAAUAGCUUUGUGAACCAACUCCUCCAACACUGUGAUGUGAUUACAGUCUAACAUUUCUUAUUAACUUCCAUCAGCAUGACCAGCAGUCUCCUGAUCUCUAUCAAAAGAAAAUGUUUCUCAGCACGACAAACGAAAAUUACAGCAAGCGGUGACUUAUCCUUCCUGAACAUUUGUUUUAUUUUAUCAAGUGGUAAAACCCAAGUGCAAUAUCAAACCAGAGUAAUUUUUCAAGAUCUAUUAAUUCCAAAGGGAUUUUGGCAGAACUAAUUUGAGAAUGUAAUUGUAGUUAUAGUGUUUCGAAGGGCUAUAGCUUUUUAUUUACAACAAAAUUGGAAAAUACCACUGAAUGAGUGUUGCCCUCUUUUGAUGAAUGAGACAAGAACUUUCAGAACUGGCGAGGGGAGCAGUGCCUCAAAAGGAGCCUCCAAAAGGAGAAGUCAUUCCAGUGUCCUUAUAUUUGUUUUUAUUCAAGAAGUAAUGAAGCAUUUUACACAAACAGAUUCCAAAAGCUACAAAAAUGAUAAUGGUUAUUUACUUACCUACCAGAUGUCUUUCUUUUUCUUUUUUCCAUCCUAUACAUGCUCAAAUAUUCCACCUCUAUACAGAAGGAAGGUGAGACUUAUGGAAAGAAUGGACCAUGGAUCUAGUCCUAAGAGAAGCCUACGAAGACCCAGGCUGGCUACAAUGAAUAGCUGUCGGGAAAUCAUCUGACUCAACAAGGCUUUCAUAUAUUGAGCCAUUCUAUCUCUUUCUUAAAAGACAGCAAGGCCAAGUGCCAAGUUUGAAAGAAAAAUAAUUUGUGGCUUCAAAUAGCUUUUCAAACCCCUUCCUUUUGUUUGAUUGUAUACCCUGAUCUGAUCACAUAAAGUCUGUGCUUUGGAGAAGUCUGUAAGUCCUUGCUGUUAUUGAUAUUAACCUAGUGGCAACACGAAAUAAAAAAAGUCCACAGCUACAAGCUAGUUAAAA
Columba livia (rock pigeon) is the source of this 2215-nucleotide messenger RNA. Its product is annotated as prostatic acid phosphatase. Gene Ontology annotation, molecular function: acid phosphatase activity. Gene Ontology annotation, biological process: lysosome organization; dephosphorylation. The record is from RefSeq and is a predicted model, not a curated record. The transcript has 11 exons. The coding region runs from base 93 to 1217 and encodes 374 amino acids. Lineage: Eukaryota; Metazoa; Chordata; Aves; Columbiformes; Columbidae. Gene Ontology annotation, cellular component: lysosome; plasma membrane.